AGCAUGAGUCGGGUGUGGGCCGUGUUCAAGGCCCACCCCUACGUCAGCAACGUGCUGGGGUACACGGCGCUCUUCGCUUCGGCCGACCUCAUACAGCAGAGUGUCCUCGGAGGGAAACGGGCAUCGCAGGGCCCGGCCGCCAUCGAUCUGCGUCAGACGGCUCGGGUGGCCGCCGUGGGUUUCUGCUUCCACGCCAACUUCAACUACCACUGGCUGCGGUGGCUGGAGAGGAUGCUGCCAGGGGGCGGGGUCAAAGCCGUGGCGGGAAAAGUGGUGGUGGACCAGCUGGUUGCGGCUCCUCUCACCAUCAGCGCCUUCUAUGUUGGUUUAAGUUUCCUAGAAAACAAAGAUGACCCUCUUGAGGACUGGAGACAGAAGUUCUGGACAUCAUAUAAGACCGGAGUCGUCUACUGGUCAACGAUGCAGGCCGUGAACUUUGCCUUCAUCCCCCCUGUGGCACGAACAGCGUUUGUGGGGGGCAUCGCUCUGACCUUCACCAUCUUUUUGUGUCACCUCAGACAACAACGUGGCAGCAAAACUGAAUGA
Molecule: messenger RNA, 546 nt
Organism: Salarias fasciatus (jewelled blenny)
Lineage: Eukaryota; Metazoa; Chordata; Actinopteri; Blenniiformes; Blenniidae
Product: mpv17-like protein
Exons: 4
Coding region: 4-546 (180 amino acids)
Biological process (GO): mitochondrial ribosome assembly
Cellular component (GO): cytoplasm; mitochondrion; membrane
Source: RefSeq, a predicted model, not a curated record